This is a messenger RNA of Sordaria macrospora k-hell, 2751 nucleotides long. RefSeq lists its product as uncharacterized. Lineage: Eukaryota; Fungi; Ascomycota; Sordariomycetes; Sordariales; Sordariaceae. Gene Ontology annotation, biological process: rRNA processing. Gene Ontology annotation, cellular component: small-subunit processome; nucleolus. The record is from RefSeq and is a predicted model, not a curated record.
AUGCCCGGCCGUCAAGCCCACGGCAGGUCCCUAAUGCCCAAAGCGGGCGGAGGGCGUCCCAAGCACAGAGUCAACAAUAAGGCUGCCGACAAGAAAUCAAGAGACACCGUCCUCGACGCCUUCUCCAUCGCCGCCGAACAAGUUCCCCAGAGGAAAGCCAAGGGCGUCCGCACACGAGACCUCGAUGAGCCCGAAGAGCGCCCCCAAAAGAGAUCGCGAGACGACGACGAUGAGGAUGACGAAGACGACGACGAGGAUGAUUUCGAGGACGCCAGGCCACAGAAGAAGGCCAAGAACAGCAACGAAUUCGAAGGCUUCUCCGACGGUGGCGAGGAGGACAGCGACGGCGAGGAGUGGCAUGUUGGUGUAGGCGCUGAUGACGAGGAUUCGGAACUCGACUCUGACGAGGCCUUUGGCGAGAGUGACGAGGAAAAAUUUGAUGGCUACGCCUUCAGCGGGAGCAACGCGAAGAAGAACAAGAAGAAGGCAAAGAAGGGUGGGGACGACAGCGAUGAGGAAGAGGAGGAGGAAGAUGAGGACGAUGAUAUGGAGUCGCUUGGUUCCGACGCUAUUGACCUCGCCACAGCGCUGGAUCAGUUCGAGGAGAGCGACGAAGAGGAGGAGGGCGAAGAGGGAUCGGGAUCCGAAGACGAUGCGGACAGCGAAUCGAGCGAGAGCGAAGACAGCGAUGACGAUAUGGAGGACCCUUCCAAGCUCGACAACCUUCAAAAGAUGAUCUCCGGAUUUGCGGGUGAUGAUGACGAAGAGCAGUCGAGCUCAAACCCAACAAACAAGCUCAGUCUCUCAGAUCUCGGCCUCUUUGGCGUCCAGGACCCCCACAUGAAGAAGUCCCUCAAGCUCAUGAACAAGGAGGAAAAGGCCGCCAAGCCUGGCCAGUCCAAGAAGCUCGACAUCCCCCUCGCAAAGAGGCAACAAGACAAGCUCCUCCGUUCCGCUGCCUACGAAAAGACCUCCGAGACGCUCGAGCGCUGGAUCGACACCGUCAAGCACAACCGCCGCGCCGAUCACUUGGUCUUCCCCCUCACGCAAAAUGCCCACGACGCCGGCCUCGACAGCCAGGAACUCCUUCCUGUGACCAAGGCCACAGCGGGUACCGAACUCGAACAGACCAUCUUGGCCAUCAUGGAGGAAUCCGGUCUUGGCCCCACCAACAAGCCCAAGAAGGAGGACCAGGAUGACGUUGAGGAGAUCGCUGCCCGCAAGGGCCUCUCCGCCGCCGAGAUGCAGGAACUCACCCGCCAAAAGCGCCGUGAGCGUGAGCUGUUCUCGCGCGAACAGGUCCGCCAGAAGCGCAUCAAAAAAAUCAAGUCCAAGGCUUACCGUCGCAUUCACCGCAAGGAGUUGCUUCACGACGAGCAGGAGAUGCACGACGCCAUGGUCGAGGCGGGCGAGAUCGACUCGGACGAGGAGCGCGAGGCUCUCGACAGGAGGCGAGCCCUCGAGCGUGUUGGCACUCGUCACAGGGACAGCAAGUGGGCUAAACUCGGCAAGAAGGCCGGUCGCGCGGUGUGGGAUGAUAACUUCCGCGCUGGGUUGACAGAGGCCGCGAGGUCGAAGGAGGAGUUGCGCCGCCGGAUCGAGGGACGCAAGAAGGGCGAGGAUUCUGACGACAGUGGUUCUGAUGACUACUCGGCUGAGUCGGGUGAUGAGAAGAACGACAAGAAGCGGUUGCUGGAACAGCUCGAGCACGCUGCUUCCUACGCGGACGGUGAGCCCGAGUCGGGGCUCAUGGGGAUGAAGUUCAUGCAGCGCGGCGAAGCCCAGAAGAGGAAAGAGAACGAGGAGAUGAUUGCACAAAUCCGUCGCGAUCUCGACUCCGACUAUGACUCUGACGGUCCCGAGGAGACGGAUAUUGGCCGGAGGCAGUUCGGUAUGGGUAAGAAGGAGCUUGUACUUCCUGGCCAGCAAGCUGCUCAGAAGAAGAAGGAGAAGAAGAGCAUCACAACAAACAUGUCCAACCUCCAAGUAACGCCACAACAAGCGGCCACUACCCAAGUGGAGGACACAUCCCUCGCUGCCUCCGUCGCCGGUGCCUGGUCAAAGGCUCCUCAGGAGGGUCGCAAGAGCAGCAAGAAGGCCGCCAAGGCCACCGUUGGCGAGUUGGACCUUUCCAACGCCGCCAUGCUUGCUUCUAAGCCCAAGGCCAAAGACGCCGCCGGCAGAGAGAAGAAGUCAUCAUCUACUCCCGCCAAGGGCGCCGCUGCUACCAAGACCGCCACAGUCGACGACUCCUCUUCAGACGACGAAGAAACCAUCCACCUCCCCCUCGCCAUCCGCGACCAAGAGCUCAUCAAGCGCGCUUUCGCAGGCGAGGACGUCGUAGGCGACUUCAACCGCGAAAAGGCCGAAGUAGAGAAGGAGGAUGACGACAAGGAGAUCGACAACACGCUUCCCGGCUGGGGCGGCUGGGUCGGUGAAGGUAUUUCCAACCGCGAGAAGAAGAGGCAUACGGGGAGAUAUGUUACCAAGGUGGAGGGUGUCAAGAAAGAGAAGAGAAGGGAUUUCAAGCUCAAGGGGGUGAUUAUUAAGGAGGGCAGAGUCAAGAAGAACGACCAAUACCUCGCCACCGCCCUUCCCCAUCCCUUCGAGAGCCAAGCGCAAUACGAGCGCUCGCUCCGUAUCCCCGUUGGUCCCGAGUGGACUACCAAGGAGACCUUCCAGGACGCUACCAAGCCCAGAGUCAUUCUCAAGCAGGGCAUUGUUGCCCCGAUGUCGAAGCCUAUUCUCUGA